AUGAAAGAUACGCCAGAAGCAAAAAAUGCAAAAUCAACCCCAUACUACAGGAAUCCGCAGUCGGCUGAGUUCUGCUCUUGGUUGGGAAUUUCAGAUUUAAAUAAGAUGCUUGUGGACAGGGAUCCAAACAGUGUGGAUAUUGCACAUUAUUUGGUCGAAAGCAGCGCUGAUGAAAGCGAAAUCCAAAUUGAUGAUGAAAUUUUCAACGAUGGCGAGGACUUCGUUCUUGACACGCAGCCAACACCAGAUGUACUUGAUGAUUUUGUGCCACCAAAGCUGACUCCAAAAACACCUAAAGAAAAUCAGCUUAAUCCAUUAGAUGACUUUAACCCGCCCAAACUCACUCCAAAAACACCCAAAGAUCCGACACCUGAUGUUUUAGACGAUUUUGUACCUCCUAAGAUCACACCAAAGACUAAAAUCGAUGAUAGUAGUGAUGAUUCGUUUGUUUUUAAGCGUCGUAAAGUUGAUAUUCCCGAUGAGGAAUGA
Strongylus vulgaris is the source of this 489-nucleotide messenger RNA. The record is from the annotation of a GenBank genome assembly. Lineage: Eukaryota; Metazoa; Nematoda; Chromadorea; Rhabditida; Strongylidae.